GGCACGCGCGCGCGCACGAGCUGCGGCGGCGGGCGGGCAACCCGCUCACCAUCGCCGAAGCUUCUCAGCGCGAAGCUCACCGGGAAGCCGACCAAAAUCCCCCGGGAAAAAAAGAGAGCUCUCACGGCCGGCGCCAUCUCCAACUAGUACAAAUCUACCCGCCAAAUCCACUCCCCAACCCAAUCCAUGCAGCAGCAGCAGCAGCAGCGCACCGGCGAUUUAGGGGGUCUUAUAUAUUAUAAAUAGGAAGCGCUCUCGCCGGUGACAAACUCGGUCAUGGCGGCAGUCGGAGCGGCACCAGUGCUCUACCAACAGCAGGCGCAGGCGGUGGGCGACGCCUGCUUCUUCUCCUCCAUGUCCUCCUACUUCUCCAACGAGGCAAUCAGCUCCUCCUGCUCCAGCCCAGCCUCCAGCUUCUCCGCCGCGCUGGGCGCCACGCCGCCCGCUGCGCCGGCGAUCAGCCCCGACCCCGCGUCGCAGUUCGACAUCUCCGAGUACCUCUACGGCGACGGCCCGUUAGCCGCGCCGCUGGCGCCCGUUGGCGCUGCUGUUGCAAGCUCGGCGACUGCGGUGCCUGCGAGGAGCGCGGCCGAGUCGGCGGCGGCGGUGGAGAGGCCGCGGACGGAGCGCAUCGCGUUCCGCACGAGGACGGAGAUCGAGAUCCUCGACGACGGCUACAAGUGGCGCAAGUACGGCAAGAAGUCCGUCAAGAACAGCCCAAACCCAAGGAACUACUACCGGUGCUCGACGGAAGGGUGCAGCGUGAAGAAGCGGGUGGAGCGGGACCGGGACGACCCGGCGUACGUGGUGACCACGUACGAGGGCACGCACAGCCACGCCAGCCCCAGCACCGUCUACUACGCCAGCCAGGACGCCGCCUCCGGCCGCUUCUUCGUCGCCGGCACGCACCCGCCGCCAGGCUCCCUCAACUGAGUAGACUAGCCACCAACGACGGAGCACGUCGAGAUCAGCACGUACGGGGCUUCCAUCUUGGGCAAGCUAGCCAGCUCGGGCCUCGGUGCCGUAGCAGCCACAAGUUCGUAGUUAAACUAGUGCACUACUGGUUCAGGUUCGGUUUCCCGACUGUAGUGUUGUGUACUGCGGUGUGCACUGUCGGCUCGAUCACCAGGUUUUAUCCCUCGAGCAUAAUUAGUGGAUCGAAAGAGCCCGGCCGGGGAACGUAACUCAGUCCACUACUAGUGCUGCCUACUUAACCGUGUAAUAAAAAUACCCAUGUGCCGUUUCCCUCA
Molecule: messenger RNA, 1250 nt
Organism: Hordeum vulgare subsp. vulgare (domesticated barley)
Lineage: Eukaryota; Viridiplantae; Streptophyta; Magnoliopsida; Poales; Poaceae
Product: probable WRKY transcription factor 75
Exons: 2
Coding region: 277-933 (218 amino acids)
Biological process (GO): regulation of DNA-templated transcription
Molecular function (GO): sequence-specific DNA binding; DNA-binding transcription factor activity
Source: RefSeq, a predicted model, not a curated record